GCGGGGCGGGGCGGCCGGCCGAGCCCCGGGCAGCGGAGCCGCGAGGCCAGCGCGCAGCGCCGCCAGUCCGCCCGCCGGCCCUCUCCCCCUGGCGCGGCGGCGGGGAGGCGAGGAACCUGACGGCAGCACCAGCUCUGGAGAAUACCACAUGACACUGCAUCAUGAGUGACAGUAAAUGCGAUGGUCAGUUUUACAGUGUGCAGGUGGCAGACUCGACUUUCUCUGUCCUCAAGCGCUACCAGCAGUUGAAACCGAUUGGGUCUGGAGCCCAAGGGAUUGUUUGUGCUGCUUUUGAUACAGUUCUUGGGAUAAAUGUUGCAGUCAAGAAACUAAGCCGUCCCUUUCAGAAUCAAACUCAUGCAAAGAGAGCUUAUCGUGAACUUGUCCUCUUAAAAUGUGUCAAUCAUAAAAAUAUAAUUAGUUUGUUAAAUGUGUUUACACCACAAAAAACUCUAGAAGAAUUUCAAGAUGUGUAUUUGGUUAUGGAAUUAAUGGAUGCUAACUUGUGUCAGGUUAUUCAUAUGGAGCUGGAUCAUGAAAGAAUGUCCUACCUUCUUUACCAGAUGCUCUGUGGCAUUAAACAUCUGCAUUCAGCUGGCAUAAUUCACAGAGAUCUGAAACCUAGCAACAUCGUAGUAAAAUCAGACUGCACCCUUAAGAUCCUUGACUUCGGCCUGGCCCGCACAGCGUGCACCAACUUCAUGAUGACCCCCUAUGUGGUGACACGGUACUACCGGGCGCCGGAGGUCAUCCUGGGCAUGGGCUACAAGGAGAACGUUGAUAUCUGGUCAGUGGGUUGCAUCAUGGGAGAGCUGGUGAAAGGGUGUGUCAUAUUCCAAGGCACUGACCAUAUUGAUCAGUGGAAUAAAGUUAUUGAGCAGCUAGGAACACCAUCGGCAGACUUCAUGAAGAAACUUCAGCCAACUGUGAGGAAUUACGUGGAAAACAGGCCAAAGUAUCCUGGAAUCAAAUUUGAAGAACUCUUUCCAGAUUGGAUAUUCCCAUCAGAAUCUGAGCGAGACAAAAUUAAGACAAGUCAAGCCAGAGACUUACUGUCAAAAAUGUUAGUGAUCGACCCCGACAAGCGCAUCUCUGUGGACGAAGCUCUGCGUCACCCCUACAUUACUGUUUGGUAUGACCCGGCUGAAGCAGAAGCGCCACCACCUCAAAUUUAUGAUGCCCAGUUGGAAGAAAGAGAACAUGCAAUCGAAGAAUGGAAAGAGCUAAUUUACAAAGAAGUCAUGGAUUGGGAAGAAAGAAGCAAGAAUGGUGUUGUAAAGGAUCAGCCUUCAGCACAGAUGCAGCAGUAAGUAGCAACGCCACUCCCUCUCAGUCGUCAUCUAUCAAUGACAUUUCAUCCAUGUCCACUGAGCAGACACUGGCCUCAGACACAGACAGCAGUCUGGACGCCUCGACGGGACCCCUCGAAGGUUGUCGAUGAUAAGUUAGAAAUAGCAAGCUUGUCAUCAGUGAAGGAACUCUCGCUUCCAUGGGCCUGAAAUGCUUGGGAGUUGAUGGAACCAAAUAGAAAAACUCCAUGUUCUGCAUGUAAGAAACACGAUGCCUUGCCCCUACUCAGCUGUACUAGGCUUGCCUUGCUUAGAUUAUAAAGUAAAGCAGAUUAUGUCUGAAGAAAAAAGCGCAAAUUACACUUUUAGAGAUUUUGUUCAAGAUCAUUUCAGGUGAGCAAUUAGAAUAGGUGAUUUUUUUUUUUAAGUUGUGUGGUAAUAGUAACAGUUUCUCGUCCACAGUAACUGUUGGGACUUACAUGCAUGUGACCGCAAGUGCUCGCUUGGACUUGCCCUCUAGCACUUUGGAAAUCAGUAUUUAAAAGCCAAAUAAUCUUCCAGGUAGUGCUGCUUCUAGAAUUGUCUCUUAAUCCUCUUCACUGAUUUGGCGUCUGUCCAGAAAAAACAGAUUUAUGUGUAUUAAUUGGCCAUCAUAUUAUCACAUCUUACUUUCUUUUAGGGUAUGAAUUAUUUUCUUUUGUAUUUCAGAAGGAAUAUAAUUAAAUCUAUUUAAUAAAUUAAAA
Messenger RNA from Camelus dromedarius (Arabian camel), 2032 nucleotides. RefSeq names its product mitogen-activated protein kinase 9 (gene MAPK9). The record is from RefSeq and is a predicted model, not a curated record. Gene Ontology annotation, molecular function: ATP binding; JUN kinase activity. Gene Ontology annotation, cellular component: cytoplasm; nucleus. Gene Ontology annotation, biological process: JNK cascade; protein phosphorylation. The transcript has 12 exons. The coding region runs from base 162 to 1310 and encodes 382 amino acids. Lineage: Eukaryota; Metazoa; Chordata; Mammalia; Artiodactyla; Camelidae.